This is a messenger RNA of Elephantulus edwardii (Cape elephant shrew), 249 nucleotides long. It is a transcript of the gene RGS20, whose product is annotated as regulator of G-protein signaling 20. The record is from RefSeq and is a predicted model, not a curated record. The transcript has 2 exons. Lineage: Eukaryota; Metazoa; Chordata; Mammalia; Macroscelidea; Macroscelididae. Bases 1 to 249 code for a protein of 82 amino acids.
AUGGCAAACAACAACAUAGUGAACAGUGCUCACUGCAAAGCAUGCCGCCUGGUGCUGAUGGUCAGCUUAGACUCCCGAGUAAGAGAAGUCAUCAACAGAAACAUGUUGGAACCAUCCCAGCACAUAUUUGAUGAUGCCCAACUUCAGAUUUACACCCUAAUGCACAGAGACUCAUACCCCCGCUUUAUGAAUUCUUCUCUGUACAAAGAUUUACUCAAGUCCUUAUCUGAGAAGUCUAUUGAAGCAUAG